Molecule: messenger RNA, 3606 nt
Organism: Ambispora gerdemannii
Lineage: Eukaryota; Fungi; Glomeromycota; Glomeromycetes; Archaeosporales; Ambisporaceae
Source: the annotation of a GenBank genome assembly
AUGAGUGAAAGGCAAACAAGUGAUCAACAAGAUUUAUUACCUUCUCGUACAACUGCUGCAAGUAGAUAUAGAAGAGGUGGUCGUGCACGUGGCCGUGGUAAUAAUUUUCGUGGACGAGGCGGCAACGGUGGACAUCGAUCGUUGUCGAAUUCACGAAUAUUAAAUGAAAACAAUAAUAUCGAAAACGAUCCUGCUUUUCGUCGAAAUAACAAGCCAUCACAUAAUUCAGAUGAACAAUCGAGAUCUCGCAGAAAUAGGGACAAUGUAGAGCGUUCUCAGCAACAAGCAGAGAACGCGGAAUCCAACGAUCCAGCAGCAAGUUCGAAUAUUUCUAAUUCUUCUACAGGUGACUUGUCUAAAUUUGGACAACAAAAAAAUACGCAAGAGAUUUCGCAGAGUGACCAUACAGAACAAGAACAGCCAGAAACUAGCUCAAAUCAUAAUAAUAGCAAUAAUAGUCGCCCGCGAUAUCGACGACGAAAUAACCAGACAAGAAACAAUAGAAUAGAAUCUGCGAAUUCAGAAGCAGUUGGCGGACAACAAUUAUCUGCCAAUGUCAAGGGAAAAGCCCGUGAGGUUCAAUCAUCCUCAUCGAAUGAUUUCGCUUCAAAUUCUAAAAGUUCACGACCGAAAUAUAAGUAUCUUGGUUCUCACUCAAAACGGGCAACAAUAAUGCAAAUGUCACAAAAUGAAAUCACUGAUGUUCUUACGUCAAUUACACACGGCCUUACAACUUCCACUUAUGAGUGUGUGAUCUGUUUCGAAUUUAUUCGCCUGAGCCAUCGAACUUGGUCUUGUAAUGUGUGUUGGGUGGUACUUCAUUUGCAUUGUACGGAAAAAUGGGCGAAGAAAUCGAUUACAGAAAGUAAAAAUACCGAUAAUAUAUGGGGUUGUCCAGGAUGUAGAAGUGAUUAUUAUUUCAUUCCUCGUGAAUAUUGGUGUUUUUGCGGAAAAACGCGCGAUCCCGAGAUUAAUCGGUAUCUAACACCACACACAUGUGGUCAAAUCUGCAAAAAAUCCAGAGAUUGUCCACACGAUUGCACAUUGCAAUGUCAUCCAGGACCGUGUCCACCAUGUAGUGCAAUGGGACCAAAGACAACUUGCUGGUGUGGUCUUCAAACUUUUCAAAAACGUUGUGUUGAUACUGAUUACACCGAAAAAUUAUCUUGUGGUGAAAAAUGUGGUCAGGUUUUAGAAUGUGGCUCGCAUUAUUGUCAAAGACCAUGUCAUGGUGAUCCCUGUAAUACAUGCACUGAAAUAGAGACGCAGUUGUGUUAUUGUGGAAAGAAUGAACGUGUAGCUAAUUGUGGCGACGGAAACGUCUUUAGAAGUACGUCCAAUCGCGAAGGUGACCGUGAAUAUUGGAUUGGUCAUUUCGAAUGUGAAACAUUAUGCGAUGGGCUCUUGGAAUGUGGAAAACAUCGCUGUGAACGGAUUUGUCAUCCAGUUGAUAGAAAACUGGAAUCUUGUCCAUACGAUCCAUCAAGGGUUGAGACAUGUCCAUGUGGCGAAAAUUCAAUCAUUUCAUUGCUCGGACAACAACGUACAUCAUGCACAGAUGAGAUUCCAACUUGUAAUAAUAAAUGUCCGAAAUUACUACAAUGCGGUCAUGCUUGUCAAUAUAAUUGCCAUCAAGGGGGAUGUUCAACUUGUGAAGUGAUACUGCAAGUCCAGUGUCGAUGUGGUAGUACAACAUUUCAACGAAAAUGUUCAGAAAUAAAUCGAGAAAGUGACGAAUUACCGACUUGCGAUAAAAUCUGUCAGGGACUUCGUAGCUGUGGUAAACAUCGAUGCAAUGUUCGUUGCUGUCCUUCGGCCAACAAACCACGGAAGAAAAUUAUGUUUGGUCAAGAGCCAGAAGAAGAGGAUGAAAAUCAUCGAUGUACCUUUGUAUGUGAUAAAAAACUUAAAUGUGGCAAUCAUAAUUGUCAAUUGCCAUGCCAUCGUGGUCACUGUUUGCCAUGUUUAGAGGCGUCGUUUGAAGAAUUGACAUGUCAUUGUGGUAGAACAAAAGUGUUUCCGCCAAUAUCAUGUGGGAUGACGAUACCGCCUUGCCCUUAUACUUGUAUACGAGAGCCUCCUUGUGGACAUGCUGGAGUGACUCAUCCUUGUCAUACAGAUUCUCAAACAUGUCCUCCGUGCCCUUACUUUGUUGAAAAAAUGUGCAUGUGUGGUCGAUCAGCGAUAAAAAACGUUCCUUGUCAUAAAUCGAAUGUCAGUUGUGGUCGAAUCUGCGAUCGUAUCGCACCAUGUGGAGGUCAUCGAUGCAAACGUACUUGCCAUUCUGGAGAUUGUCUCACCAACGAACAGGGCGUCACUGGUAAAUGCACACAACCAUGCGGGAAACCUCGAAAUAUUUGCGGCCAUCCUUGCACUGCUCUUUGUCACGCACCUGCCAGAUGUCCAGAAGAUAUACCUUGUCAACAAAAAAUUACGCUCUCUUGCAAAUGUGGAAAUUUAAAACAAGAUGUCACAUGUUUUAUGAGUUCUCACAAUUCAACAGAAAAUAAAAAUCGUGUGCUCCAAUGUACCGAUUAUUGUGCUAUGUUAGAAAGAAAUAGACGAUUGGCUCAAGCAUUAGAAAUUGAGACGGGUGAAGGUUCCGGCUUGAAAUAUGUUCCUAAAUAUCCCGAGGAUCUUCUCAAAUACUAUACAGCUCAUAAGGAUUGGGCGAAAAACAUUGAAACUCAAAUAAAUGAAUUUAUGAAAUCAGAUAAACAAACUUUGGAUCUUAAGCCAAUGAAAGCACCUCAUCGACAAUUUAUACACGAAUUAUGUGCAGUCUAUAGACUACACUCUGAAAGCUUUGACGAAGAACCUUACCGAAGCGUAUACAUUAAAAAGAAGAUUGACUCUAUAAUGCAAACAGUGGCAAAUAAUGUGUCUGCAAGUGGAAGCUCAACUUUACCCUCUACAAUAUCUCCUUCUGCCUCCUCUUCAGCGCUUGAACAACUCGUCCGUAAACCAAAACAGCCUGUCAACGGACUUUACCUUGCUGAAUUAGAAUUUGGGAUCACCCGUGAAGAACUACAAAAAGAAAUUGAACCAAUCAUGGGUCGAUUCAAAUUCGUGGUUAAAUGGGUGGCUGAAGAAGACGCCGUGAUAAUGCCAUUCGUUGGUUCAAUGCAAAUGGACGAACUUGAAAUACUGUUGAUGCGUCUCAAAUAUUCGGCAAAAGAUGCUCUUGUACCAAAAGCUAUAUGUGCAUGGGUUGAACUUUGUUGGGUCAACUCUAAAUUCGAAGUUGUUUGGCGUGAGCGUGGAAAACUUAUCAAUAAUCUUGGAAACGUCAGUGGAUUAGGAUCUGGAAGCGAUGCCGAGGCAAAAUCACCUCUCGUUAUGAUGCCUUCUAGACCCCCGAUUGGUAAUACAAAUCCAUUCGAAAUUCUUUCAUCAGAGAAUAACAGUUCUGCAAACUUGAAGCAAGCUACACCGCGACCUUUGUCGAAUGUUUGGAUGUCUAGACGUCAGCAACAUCAGCAAUCGGUGGCUCCUUCGUCUUCGAGUUCUCGUCAAGUAAAACCAUCACAAAAUUAUUCCAAAGGCUUUUUUGCUGGAAGUGAAGAUGAUGUUCCUGAUGAUUGGGAAAUGUUGAGUGAUGUAUAA